AUGCUGCCUGCGCCAAUUGGCAAUGGAUUGCCCCGAAUCUGGAUCAUGGCAACAUCCCUGACUCUCUUCAAUCCUCGCCCUCUUCUCCUGCUCCAGAAUCUCUUCAAAAUCGUACCCAAGAUUUCAGAGUUGUUCACAACUUCGCGACAGACCUCCUUGCAAAAGUUGCUAUCAUUCACAGCAGGUAGGAGCAUCUUAGAAGCUCUCAGUUACUUAAGCAACAUAUUGCUCUCCGGCACUGAGACUAAUGAUAUUACCAUUAAAGUCAGGGACUUGGGACUCGGCGAACGAGCAUCUGCUAUUCAUGUCCUGGCAUUGAAAGAGUUUGUAGCUUUCUCCAAAGCCAUUCGCAGCUUCCAAGCAUUGCUUCAAGCUUUCAAGUCCCACUGGCGAGGCUCCGCUCCUCCUGGAGUACAAAUAGGGCACCUGAUCCCUAUUUGCGGUGGCAUUCUCCUUUUCAAAUAA
Histoplasma capsulatum G186AR is the source of this 465-nucleotide messenger RNA. RefSeq lists its product as uncharacterized. The record is from RefSeq and is a predicted model, not a curated record. Lineage: Eukaryota; Fungi; Ascomycota; Eurotiomycetes; Onygenales; Ajellomycetaceae. The transcript has 6 exons. The coding region runs from base 1 to 465 and encodes 154 amino acids.